UAUAACAGCCUCGAUUUCUUUCUUCCUUUUCUCCUCAUUGUUUUGACUCUCACACCAGGAGCCUGAGGACUGAAGACUGCUGCUCUUCUGGACCGGAGAUCUGGAGAUGAAGACAGACUCUACGCUUCUCUGUCGGACUUGGAUUGGAUUAGCGGUUGUCUCAGGUCUGGUGAUUGGCUUUUCUAUGACUCCACCCAUCCUCGACAGCUCCAGAGGCGACUUAGUGAUUCCAGUCUACGAAACGCUGACUAUUACAUGCAGGGGACAGAACACUCUGGCCUGGGCCUGGCCUGAUCAGACCCUGGUGGGACAGGAGCUAACCGACCGUCAGGCCCAGCUGUCGACCCCCCGGGCCCCCGGGCAGAGGGUGGCGUUAGUCAGCGCGUGCCCGGGGCAGCUUGGACAGCCGUACUGCAAGAGGCUGGUCCUGAGCGGCGCAUGGGGGAAAGACACCGGGUACUACCGCUGCUACUACAAGGAUGUGAAGGCCAUCAUCGACGGCACCACCGCCGUCAGCGUGUACGUCUUCAUCAGGGACCCAGAGAACCCCUUCCUCAGGCGGAGCAGCAACGUGGAAGGCCAAGCAAGUGACCUGGAGGCCAUUCUGAUCACCCGCUUCCACACGCACGUCACGGUGCCGUGUCUGGUCACGGUGCCGGAUCUGAACGUCACUCUCGUCGCGUAUCCGUUGCCUAUGGAGACGAGUGGGAUGACAUGGGACAACAAGCGGGGCUGGUCCGUUCCCAAACACAACAUCGACAGUACGCCGAUGCUCAUUGGAGUCUUGUGUGCCGCUACUCUGGGCGGGAAACGUUUUCAAUCUACCAACUACCUGUUCCACUCAACAGGAACUCAGAUUUAUGAUGUCAAGCUGUUUCCUGAGGACCCAGUGGAGCUGAUAGUGGGGGAGGCCCUCACCCUGAACUGCACAGCAAUGGUGGAGUUCAACACAGGGGUGAACAUCCAGUGGUCGUACCCCGGCAAACAGAAAAACAGUUGGGUGGACCCGAAGCCCUAUCGUGAAGCUCUGUCUCAGGCCACAGAGGUUGUCAGCAUCCUGACCAUCCCCAGCGUGAAUGUCACAGACACCGGCCCGUACAUCUGCAACGCCACCAGCAUGGGCGGAUCUCAAGACCAGCAAACUCAGGUCAUAGUUCACGAAAGGCCAUUUAUUGACCUCGACUACCGGAGUGGCUCCGUGGUGGAAGCAACCGCCGGCCAGAAGUCAUUCAAAUUACAAGUCAAUGUGUCUGCCUACCCAACGCCUGAAACACAAUGGUAUAAAGAUGGAAAGCUGAUGAACCAUCGCCCGGAGUUUAAGAUGAAGAGGAUGAGGAUUCACCUGAACCAUGCUUUGGAGAUUAGAGAAGUUUGUCAGGAGGAUUCUGGGAUCUAUGUGGUGGUGCUGAAAAAUCCUGCUGCUGCGCUGGAGAGGAGGCUCAACAUCACGCUUGUCGUCAACGUGCCCCCACAGAUCCAUGAGAAAGAAGUGGCAGAGCCGUCCAGUCCGUACCCGAGUGGCAGCAGCCAGAUUCUGACCUGCACCGCCUAUGGUCUCCCAGCUCCCAACGUCAGCUGGCAGUGGAGGGCCUGGGGCCCAUGUGUUCUCAACAGCACCCAAAGCAGACUGGUCCGACGAGACAGGAAGGGCCGGAGUGACGGGAUCGCCGACUGUCAGAACUGGCAGGACAUUAACUCGGAAAACGCAAUGAAUGAAAUCGAGGCUAUCGACACGUCCGUGGAAGUGGUGGACGGGCGAGAAAAGAUAGUGAGCAGGCUUCAGAUCCGCAACGCCAGCGUCUCCGUCAUGUACAAGUGCUCGGCCGAGAACAGGGUCGGCAAGGAUGAGCGGCUGAUCUACUUCUAUGUGACCACCAUCCCCGAGGGCUUCAGCGUGGACGUGCAGCCCUCGGAGAACCCCCUGGAGCAGGAGAGAGUCUCCCUGUGCUGCAGCGCCGACAAUUACACCUACGAGCAGCUGCAGUGGUACCGCCUGGACCCCCAGGCCCUGCAGGACGAGCAGGGCAAGCCCCAGGAGCUGGACUGCAGGAGCGUGCAUCUCUACGCCGACACGCUCGACGGCCAGCUCUCCUUCCAGGAGCCGUCCAACAGCUGGGUCCUGGACUUCACCAUCCCCUCGGUGCAGCUGCCAGAUGAGGGUCAUUAUGUGUGCGAGGCUCAGAGCCGGCGCAGCGGGGAGAAGCAGUGCCUCUUCAGAUACAUCUCUGUCAAAGCCCUGGAGGCACCGAGGUACAAGCGCAGCCUCACCAACCAGACGGUGAACGUGACCGAGUCCCUGCGGAUGGAGUGCGACGCCGAGGGCCGGCCACUGCCCCGCCUCUCCUGGUUCAAAGACAACCACCCUCUCCACCAAAUGUCAGGGAUCCAGCUGCAGGAUGCAAACCGCACUCUGAGUAUCCAGCGGGUGCGAGAGGAGGACGCCGGGCUUUACACCUGCACAGCCUGCAACCUGCGUGGAUGUGUCCACUCAUCAGCCGCCAUCAAGGUCAUCGGUUCCAGUGACAAGGCCAACGUGGAGAUCGUGAUCCUCAUCGGAACCGGAGUCAUCGCUGUUUUCUUCUGGGCCUUGCUCAUCGUCAUUUUCUGCAACGUGAAACGGGUUAACCCUGCAGACAUAAAGACGGGCUAUCUGUCCAUCAUCAUGGACCCGGGGGAGGUGCCUCUGGACGAGCAGUGUGAAUACCUGCCAUACGAUUCCUCGCAGUGGGAGAUCUCCAGAGACCGACUGCGACUGGGAAAAGUUUUGGGCCACGGAGCUUUCGGCAAAGUAAUUGAGGCAUCAAUCUGCGGCAUCAGCAAGAGCAACAGUUUGCACACAGUGGCUGUCAAGAUGCUGAAGGAUGGAUCCACAGCCAGCGAGCACAAGGCCUUGAUGUCAGAGUUGAAGAUAUUGAUUCACAUUGGAAAUCAUCUGAAUGUAGUCAACCUGUUGGGAGCCUGCACCAAACCUAGCGGUCCACUGAUGGUGGUAGUGGAAUACUGCAAGUACGGGAACCUGUCCAACUUCCUGCGAGCCAAGAGAGAGUUCUUCCUCCCAUACAGGGAUCGCUCUCCAAAAACCCAAAGCCAGGUAAGAAGGAUGAUCGAGGCGGGUCAAAUGGACCAAAGGGCUCAUCAGCCGUCUUCUCCACCCUCCCCCCCUACGCCCAAUACUCCACAGCCUCCGUCAUCCACCACGUCCGGUCAGAUUCCUGCUGGGGAGGAAAUGGAGGACUUGUGGAAGACUCCUCUGACGAUAGAAGAUCUCAUUUGCUACAGCUUCCAGGUGGCUCGGGGGAUGGAGUUCUUGGCCUCCAGAAAGUGUAUCCACAGAGACCUGGCCGCCCGGAACAUUCUCCUGUCUGAGAACAACAUUGUGAAGAUCUGUGACUUUGGCCUGGCCAGAGACAUAUACAAAGACCCGGACUACGUCAGGAAAGGCAAUGCUCGGCUGCCUUUAAAGUGGAUGGCUCCGGAGAGCAUCUUCGACAAAGUGUACACCAGCCAGAGUGACGUGUGGUCCUUUGGAGUUCUCCUCUGGGAAAUCUUUUCACUGGGUGCUUCUCCGUACCCGGGGGUUCAGAUUGACGAGGAUUUCUGCAAACGAUUAAAAGAUGGCGUCAGGAUGCGAUCACCAGAGACCGCCUCCCCUGAAAUAUAUGGCAUCAUGCUGGCCUGCUGGUACGGUGAACCCAAAGAGAGGCCGACCUUCCCUGCUCUGAUGCAGAUCCUGGGAGACCUGCUGCUGGACAACAGUCUACCUGAUGAGAAGGACUACAUCCCCCUGAAUCACUCCCAGAGCUCAGAGGAUGAUGGAUUCUCACAGGCGUCGUCACGGCCUCCGUCUGAAGAGGAGCUGAGACUGGCCUUCAACACUCUACCCACCAGGUAUUAUAACUGCGUGCCCUUUACCGGCUGUGUGUUUGUGGGACCCUCUACAAACUGCCAGCCCAGAGUGAAGACGUUUGAAGAGUCGCCCCUGGAGAUGAACCCACAUAAAGCUCCUCAGGAUAACCAGACGGACAGCGGGAUGGUUCUGGCCUCCGAGGAAUUUGAGAGAAUUGCCGCCUCCAAAAGUCGUAUUGGCAGCAGCAGCAGCACAGAGCCCCUGACUGCCUCCCAUGGCUCCCUGGGCCGAAGCAGCGGCGCCCGGCACCGUCCCAAGUUCUUCAGCCAGCUGUCAGGACAGACCUUCUACAACAACGAGUAUGGACACCUGUCCGAAGACGGCUUCUGUGACUUCUUCUCCUCGCCAGACACCCCCUGUCUGGCCUCCUCCAAUGUGUAACCUUAUCAAAGAUGCAGCCCAAAAAGAACUGAAGGGGUUAAAAAAAAAAAAAAAAAAAGUCAGGGGAGGUGUGUUGGAUUUACUAACAUCCCAGUGAUGACAUGUAACUAGUCAUUUAUCAAUGAUCAUCAGGUUAUUUUGACCAGAGCUGACCUCUACUCAUCUCAAAGUUCGUUCUCUGUGGCCUCAACAAACAGACUGAGCUGUGUGCCUGAAGUUUCUCUAACCAGCCACUGGGUGGCAGCAUUACAACAAAAACAUACUGAGUAUUUUCUAUUCACACGUUUAUAUUUUUAUCUUUUAUAUUCAGAGUAUUCUGCCUAUAUUUGUACAAAUUAUGUCUCGUACAGGAAGAAAUAAAAGUUUAUCUUCUUCUCA
Molecule: messenger RNA, 4666 nt
Organism: Limanda limanda (common dab)
Lineage: Eukaryota; Metazoa; Chordata; Actinopteri; Pleuronectiformes; Pleuronectidae
Gene: flt4
Product: fms related receptor tyrosine kinase 4
Exons: 30
Coding region: 107-4288 (1393 amino acids)
Biological process (GO): protein phosphorylation; positive regulation of kinase activity; cell surface receptor protein tyrosine kinase signaling pathway
Cellular component (GO): signaling receptor complex
Molecular function (GO): transmembrane receptor protein tyrosine kinase activity; ATP binding
Source: RefSeq, a predicted model, not a curated record